AGGGAAGUAAAUUUUCAGAAGCUACCGUCGGUCUUCGGGUCUGGAAGAAGGAAGAGCUCGUCGUUUUCGUCUUGGUGUGAACAACUGGUAGAUCUGAUCUUCUUCAUGUGAACAACUGGUAGAUCUCGUCCAUCUUUGUCCAUCGUCUUCGUGUGGGUCUCUCCCAAUCCAACUGGAGCUGGAUGCAUCCCAUCCAAAUUCAAUUUACCUACCCAUUUUUCUCUCAUUGAUCUGCUUUCGUUGGUAGUUGUCAGAUCCUGGGUUUUUCAAUAUUUUCUCUUUCCCUCUCUCCACCUAAACUUUACAGAUUCUAUUAGUAGAUUACAACGUUGAAGUAUUGAACUUUCGGGUAGUUACUCAUAAAAUCGCACAUAUCCGAACCAGUGGGUUCUUCUGGCUUCUUGUUUUCUUGGGGGAAACUGAGGAAGAAAUGACUUUACACACUUUGGAUAAGACCUUUCAUUCUCGUUUAUUAUUGCUAGAGGUAGGAAAUCAUCACAAAGGAAAGUCCUCAAACUAUCUGGUAUGAAAGAAUCGAUGAAAGACGUAGCGUAAGCUGCUUCAUCCAAUAAUGGUUUUAGCAUCCCUUAAAACCCAGAAAUGAGAUUAUUCUUUGGAAGUUGGAUUAGCAUAAUAAAGGAAUCCACUCGAUACUAAUAACUUGCAGUUGAACUUUUCCGUGAAGCAUAUAUUGGGUUUGCAUGGAAACUCUACUCUGUCCCUAAACUCCUCACUUGCUAUGUCAAUUGAUAAUACAAAUGUUAUCCAAUUCAGAGCCCCAUUACAGGCAACUCUGUCAAAAUAUAUGGUGGGUUGACUAGGAACAACAAUCUGUAGGAGGGACUUUCGUCUUCUUACGGGUUGAAGACACUGGGAGCAACUCUUGGGUGGGACCGUGGGAGGGAAUUCAAUUCUUUAGGGAGGGAACGCUGCGUUUUGAUCCAUACGAAAUGCACAGUUUCAUUUCCACGUGGACGCCCGGUUACGCCGAGGUUCCCUCAAGCGGCUGCAACAAGAAUCUCUCUUUAAUUUUUCUCUCGUUUCCUUACUCGUUGAACGACCUCUAUUCCACUUGUUUUGUCUUAUUCUAAGCUCUAGUCCACUUAUAUUCAAGCCCCUCGUCGACUUCUCUCUCCCUCUGGUCUUUGUUAGUGUGGUCGAUAUUCUUGGCCUUUUGUCUCUCUUAUGUAUUGGACCUUAGCAGUAGCAGUAGUUUGAGUUUGUUGGGAGAAGAAAAUGGGGUUCUUGAGCUCAGAUCAUAAGGUUGUCUAUGUUCUUGUUCUUGGCAUCUUGGUCCUGAAUUCCUUCACUGCUGGGUUUGGAACGAACGCUCCACCCUUGCCACAAAACGAAGUGAAAGCUCUGAAAGCAAUAUCCAUCAAAUUAAAGAACUUCAAUUGGAGUAGCAGCGAAAAUUUUUGCCAGGUUAGGAAUGUCAACCUGACAGAUACAAUCGACGCUCCAACUCGUAAUGCCUCAUGCGACUGUAAUACCACGGUUUGCAGCAUCACAGGAAUUCAACUGAAGGAUCUCAAUUUAACUGGAGUUCUACCGGCUGAAUUUGGAGAAUUGACUAAUCUGCGAAUACUCGAUCUCACUCACAAUUAUAUCAAUGGAUCAAUUCCCACAAGUUUUGCUAAGCUCCCUCUUGUCAGUUUGUCCCUUUUGGGAAACCGGAUAAGUGGAGUUCCUCCGGAAAUUGGCGACAUUAGUUCACUCGAGUGGCUGGUCUUGGAAGAUAAUCUGCUUGGAGGACAACUUCCUGAAAGCUUCGGAAAUUUGAGCAACUUGAGAGGACUCAUUCUUUCUGGAAACAAUUUUACAGAUGCAAUACCGAAAACAUUUGGCAAUUUAAAGAAUUUAUCUGAUUUUAGGAUAGAUGGGAGCAGAAUAUCAGGGAAGAUACCCGAUUUUGUUGGGAAUUGGAUCAAUCUUACAAGACUUGAUAUGCAAGGCACGGACAUGGAAGGCCCCAUUCCUUCUAGCAUAUCCCAGUUGACGAACUUAGAAGAAUUGAGGAUAUCUGAUUUGAAAGGAUCAAGUAUUGGAUUCCCUAAUUUGAAGGAUUUGAAAAAGUUGAAAUAUCUGGAGCUUAGGAAUUGCUUAAUCACUUCUUCAAUCCCAGUUUAUAUUGGAGAGUUGCCAAAAUUGAAGAGAUUAGAUCUGAGCUUCAAUAAUAUCAGUGGCCGAAUUCCAGAUGAAAUUGGAGCAUUGCAACUAGAUUUUAUGUUCUUAAACAACAACUCGUUAAGUGGGAAAGUACCUGAGUGGGUAUUGAACAAAAAAAAAAACUUGGAUAUAUCUUACAACAAUUUUUCUGGGUCACCAACUCUUUCUUGUGAAGAUGAGUCAUUUGUGAAUAUGGUUUCCAGUCAUUCAUCUCUUGGGGACAACUCCAGUUGGUGUUUGAAGAAAGGCCUCCCCUGUCCAAGAAAACCACAAAAUUAUGAAUUGUUUAUCAAUUGUGGAGGGCCAAGGAUCACAUUCAUGGGGAAGGAGUAUGAAGAGGAUUCCAAUAGGGGUGGCUUCUCGCAAUUUAGUUCUAGUUCUGAUAAAUGGGCUUACAGUAGUACAGGGGUUUUCAAUGGUAACCAAGACACUAGAUACCUCGCGGAGAGUUCAGGUUCUUUGAACGUGACUGGCCCAGAAUUCUACCGAACAGCCCGACUUUCCCCACUAUCACUUAAGUACUACGGCCUUUGUUUGCGAAAGGGAAGCUACAAAGUAAAGCUCUACUUUGCUGAGAUAAUCUUUUCUGAUGAUCAGACAUUUAGCAGCCUGGGGAGGCGCAUAUUUGAUGUCUCAAUUCAAGGGAAUUUAGUUUUGAAGGAUUUUAAUAUUAUGGAUGAUGCUAAAGUUGCUGGUAACGGCACCAUCAAGGAAUUUGAUGUUUCUGUUGAAGAUAGCACUCUGGAAAUUCAUUUGUACUGGGCAGGGAAAGGAACUACUGCCAUUCCUUACCUAUCUGUCUAUGGUCCUCUUAUUUCUGCCAUUUCAGUGGAAGCAAACUUUGAUGUUUCACGCGGUCUAUCUGCCGGAGCUAUUGCUGGCAUUGUACUUGGGUCAUGUGUGCUCCUUGUACUGGCUUUGGCAGCUCUCCGUAUGAAGGGUUAUCUGGGGGGGAAAGACCUUGACAAUAAUGAACUACGUGGACUAGAUCUACAAACAGGUCAUUUUACCUUAAGACAAAUUAAAGCUGCCACCAGUAACUUUGACCCUGCAAAUAAGAUAGGUGAAGGAGGUUUUGGGCCAGUUUACAAGGGUGAACUAUCAGAUGGUGCUCUAAUCGCUGUUAAGCAGCUAUCCUCCAAAUCAAAGCAAGGGAGCCGUGAAUUUGUCACCGAGAUAGGCAUGAUAUCUGCACUACUGCACCCAAAUCUUGUGAGGCUCUAUGGAUGCUGUAUCGAAGGAAACCAGUUGUUACUAAUAUAUGAGUACAUGGAAAACAAUAGUCUUGCCCGUGCACUCUUUGGUCGCGAGGAGCACAGGCUACACUUGGAUUGGCCUAUGAGGAAGAAGAUAUGCUUGGGAAUAGCCAGGGGGUUAGCUUAUCUUCAUGAGGAAUCAAGAUUGAAAAUAGUUCACAGAGACAUAAAGGCAACAAAUGUUCUCCUUGAUAAGGAUCUAAAUGCCAAGAUAUCUGACUUUGGUUUAGCUAAGCUUGAUGAAGAAGAGAACACACACAUCAGCACAAGAAUUGCUGGAACAAUAGGUUAUAUGGCUCCAGAAUAUGCAAUGAGGGGUUACUUGACCGACAAAGCAGAUGUUUACAGCUUUGGAGUAGUUGCCUUGGAGAUUGUUAGUGGGAAGAGCAACACAAGUUACAGGCCAAAGGAUGAGUUCGUUUUUCUUCUAGACUGGGCCUAUGUGCUACAAGAGCAAGGAAACCUUCUAGACCUAGUGGAUCCAAGUCUUGGGUCAAGCUACUCCACUGAAGAGGCAAUGAGAAUGCUCAACUUGGCUCUCUUAUGCGCCAACCCCUCUCCAACUCUCAGACCAUCAAUGUCUUCCGUAAUAAGUAUGCUUGAUGGAAAAAUUGCAGUUCAGGCACCAAUAAUCAAGCGCAGUGAAACAAACCCCGAUGCAAGGUUCAGAGCCUUUGAGAAGCGAUCCCAAGACAGUCAAACUAAUAUCUCUUCAUCGUCUCAAGACAGUCGCAGUCACAUGCGGAAAGGCAUAUCACUGGAGGAUGGACCUUGGAUUGAUUCCUCCAUCUCUCUCCCCCCUAAGGACGACACCCGAGAGUACCAUUCUUCAUCGAGCAAGCUUCUCACAAAUCUUUACGAUGUUAAUUUGAGUGAUUAAUAUUAAGGAAGAUGAAAAUAAGAAAGAUUAUGGCAUUCUUUCUUGGUCUUUCUUUAGAAUAUUCUGUUGACUUAUGAUGUAAGGACAACAGUUGAAAGAAGACUGUUGUUAGUUAUUUACCAGAUUCUAGUGGUUGUGUGUGGCCACUUGGGCGGUAUGGAUUUCGGGCCACCCCUUGGGAUGGUUAUAGUAUUGAUUUUUGUUUUAUUUUUAAUUUUAAAGAUUUUAUCGAAAAAAUCGUGUAGUUGAGAUUUUUGUUAUAUGGUUAUAUCUAAUAUUCUUGCAUCA
This is a messenger RNA of Carya illinoinensis, 4593 nucleotides long. Its product is annotated as probable LRR receptor-like serine/threonine-protein kinase At1g53430. Lineage: Eukaryota; Viridiplantae; Streptophyta; Magnoliopsida; Fagales; Juglandaceae. The record is from RefSeq and is a predicted model, not a curated record. Gene Ontology annotation, biological process: protein phosphorylation. The transcript has 24 exons. Gene Ontology annotation, molecular function: protein binding; protein kinase activity; ATP binding. The coding region runs from base 1237 to 4305 and encodes 1022 amino acids.